AUGGAUGCUCUUCUUUUUGCAGCCCUUUAUAGCUUAAAUAUAGAACACUGUUCUAUUACAUCUAGAACAAUUCAGAAGGUUGCUGAUUCACUGGAUUCUGGAUCAGUGCUGACGCAAAUGUGUUUAGGAUACAACCACCCUAUAUCUGGCAGCAGUUUAAUGAAUUUAUUGGCUAAACUUGCAAAUUUAAAGAGAUUUUCAGAAUUGAAUCUGGAUGGUUUAAAGCUAAGCAAGUCUGUUAUAGAUAGCCUUUGCAAACUAUCCAAAACCUCAUGUUUGUCAGGGUUGAUGCUGGGGGGUACUAGCAUCGGAACUGAUGGUGCAUUGCAGUUAAUCGAGUCAUUGUCCAGUGGGGCUCCAGAAUUGGUGAAGCUUGAUCUACCAACUUGUGGACUGGUAUCUCAAUGCAUUGUCAGACUCAAUACUGAAGUUUCUUUGAUCAGUAGCAUUAUGGAACUGAAUCUUGGAGGAAAUCCCAUCAUGCAAGAGGGUGGCAAUGCAUUGACAUUAUUGCUCAUAAAUCCUCACUAUUGUUUAAAAGUUUUGGUCCUGUGCAAAUGUCAACUUGGUCUUCUUGGUGUUCUUUGGAUACUUCAAGCAUUAGCAGAUAAUUGUUUUUUUGAAGAGCUCAACUUGGCAAAAAAUGUCUAUUUGGAUAAUGAUAGUACUUCAUUCUACAGCCAAAUAACAACUAAAGAGAGCCUGAACUCCCUGCAGACAAAUCUCAAUUUUUUGGCUCUUCAUUGA
Ilex paraguariensis (yerba mate) is the source of this 747-nucleotide messenger RNA. The record is from the annotation of a GenBank genome assembly. Lineage: Eukaryota; Viridiplantae; Streptophyta; Magnoliopsida; Aquifoliales; Aquifoliaceae.